AUGGUCGGGGAGGUCGAAAGGUACGGGGUAGAAGUUGUCGCGUUGCAAGAAACAAGAUGGGCCGGGGAGGGUUCGCUUAAUGCGGGUUCGUACACGCUUCACUAUGGAGGGUCGGAGAUCCAUAGUCUUGGCAUCGGUUUUAUGAUUAAUAGGAAAAUCUUAUCCGCGGUAAAAGACAUUAAAUUUAUAAACGAAAGAUUAGGAUUGCUCGUUGUGCAGGGCCGAUGGUACAAGAUCGCGAUAAUCAACGUACACGCGCCGACGGAAGAUAAAGAUGGCGAAAUUAAAGACGGGUUCUACGAAGAACUCGAACACCUCGUGGAUCAAUUACCGAACGAUUACAUGAAAAUAGUCGUGGGAGAUUUUAACGCGAAAAUCGGUAAAGAGGACAUUUUUAGACCAACGAUCGGGCUCGAAAGUUUGCACGAGGAAAGUAACGAUAACGGAGUGAGGAGGCACGCGUAA
Trachymyrmex septentrionalis is the source of this 465-nucleotide messenger RNA. Its product is annotated as craniofacial development protein 2-like. NCBI's taxonomy places the organism in Eukaryota, Metazoa, Arthropoda, Insecta, Hymenoptera, Formicidae. The coding region runs from base 1 to 465 and encodes 154 amino acids. The record is from RefSeq and is a predicted model, not a curated record. Gene Ontology annotation, molecular function: catalytic activity. The transcript has 2 exons.